Molecule: messenger RNA, 2313 nt
Organism: Meleagris gallopavo (turkey)
Lineage: Eukaryota; Metazoa; Chordata; Aves; Galliformes; Phasianidae
Source: RefSeq, a predicted model, not a curated record
AUGCUCCCCUCCUGUCCUGCAGAGCGCAGCGGCACUGAGCGACGGUAGCGCCCGGCGCCGGCGGGGACCGUGCUGGCCUCAGGCAGGUGGAGGAUGAACGGCGACGCCGAGUGCCCUGCAGACUUGGAAAUGACAGCUCCCAAAAACCAAGACCGCUGGUCGCAGGAGGACAUGCUGACUCUGCUGGAGUGCAUGAAGAACAACCUGCCUUCCAACGACGGGAGCAAGUUCAAGACCACCGAGUCCCACCUGGACUGGGAGAAAGUGGCUUUCAAGGACUUCUCGGGGGAGAUGUGCAAGAUGAAGUGGAUGGAGAUCUCCAACGAGGUGAGGAAAUUUCGGACCCUCACGGAGCUCAUCAUGGAUGCUGAGGAGCACGUGAAGAAUCCUUACAAGGGCAAAAAGCUCAAGAAACACCCCGACUUCCCCAAGAAGCCCCUGACUCCCUACUUUCGCUUCUUCAUGGAGAAGCGAGCCAAAUACGCCAAGCUUCACCCCGAAAUGAGCAACCUGGAUCUCACCAAGAUCCUGUCCAAGAAAUACAAGGAGCUUCCCGAGAAGAAAAAGAUGAAAUACAUCCAGGACUUCCAGCGAGAGAAGCAGGAGUUUGAGAGGAACCUGGCGAGGUUCAGGGAAGAUCACCCGGACCUCAUCCAGAACGCCAAGAAAUCUGACGUCCCCGAAAAACCCAAGACCCCCCAGCAGCUGUGGUACAACCACGAGAAGAAGAUCUACCUGAAAGUGCGUCCAGAUGCCACCACGAAGGAGGUGAAAGAGUCGCUGGGCAAGCAGUGGUCUCAACUCUCCGAUAAAAAGAGGCUGAAAUGGAUUCAUAAGGCCCUGGAACAGCGGAAGGAGUACGAGGAGAUCAUGCGUGACUACAUCCAGAAGCACCCCGAGCUGAACCUCAGCGAGGAGGGCAUCACCCGCUCCACACUCACCAAGGCUGAGCGGCAGCUCAAGGAUAAAUUCGACGGGCGACCCACCAAACCGCCUCCGAAUAGCUACUCCCUGUACUGUGCAGAGCUGAUGGCCAACAUGAAAGACGUGCCCAGCACGGAGCGGAUGGUGCUGUGCAGCCAGCAGUGGAAGCUGCUCUCCCAGAAGGAGAAGGACGCGUACCACAAAAAGUGUGACCAGAAAAAGAAAGACUACGAGAUCGAGCUGCUCCGCUUCCUGGAGAGCCUGCCCGAGGAGGAGCAGCAGCGGGUGCUGGGCGAGGAGAAAAUGUUGGGCGGCAGUCGGAAAGGGGCGACGAGUCCCGCAUCCAAAAAGUCCUCGCCGGAGACCGGCAAGGCCAGCUCCGAGAAGCCCAAGCGGCCCAUCUCAGCCAUGUUCAUCUUCUCGGAGGAGAAACGGAAGCAGCUGCAGGAGGAGCGGCCGGAGCUGUCGGAGAGCGAGCUGACACGGCUGCUGGCACGCAUGUGGAACGACCUCUCCGAGAAGAAGAAGGCCAAGUACAAGGCACGGGAGGCAGCCAUGAAGGCGCAGUCGGAGAAGAAGCACGGCUCUGAUAAGGAGGAACGCGGGAAGCUGCCCGAGUCCCCAAAAACAGCAGAGGAGAUUUGGCAGCAGAGCGUCAUCGGGGACUACCUGGCACGUUUUAAGAACGACCGGGGGAAGGCACUGAAGGCCAUGGAGGCCACUUGGAACAACAUGGAGAAGAAGGAGAAGCUGAUGUGGAUCAAGAAGGCGGCGGAGGAUCAGAAGCGAUACGAGAGGGAGCUGAGCGAGAUGAGGGCUCCCCCGUGCUCCACCAACUCUGCCAAGAAAGUGAAGUUCCAGGGAGAGCCAAAGAAACCCCCCAUGAACGGUUACCAGAAGUUUUCCCAGGAGCUGCUGUCCAACGGGGAGCUGAACCACCUCCCUCUGAAGGAGCGGAUGGUGGAGAUCGGCAGCCGCUGGCAGCGCAUCUCGCAGGGCCAGGAAGGGACCCACUAUAAGAAGCUGGCGGAGGAGCAGCAGAAGCAGUACAAGGUGCACCUCGACAUCUGGCUCAAGAGCCUCUCGCCCCAGGAGCGGGCUGCCUACAAGGAACACACCUCCAACAAACGCAAGAGCAUAGGGAAGAUCCGGGGCCCCAACCCCAAGAUGAAGCCAACGAUGCAGUCCAAGUCGGAGUCAGAGGACGACGACGAUGAUGAAGAGGACGAGGACGAUGAUGAUGAAGACGAAGACGACGACGACGACAACGGGGACUCGUCGGAGGAGGGCGGCGAUUCCUCAGAGUCCAGCAGUGAGGAGGAGAGCGAGGACGGAGAUGAGGUGAGCUGGGGGGGACGCACAUCGUGGGGGGGUCCCAUCUCUCAGCCC